AUGCUUAGGAGGGAUGCAACUACAAUUAAGUUAUCACCAGAGGAUAUACUUGCUUAUGAUGAGUAUGUAGAGCAAAGAAAGCAUCAACAGGAGCAGCAAGAGCAGCAGCGUGGAUUUGGUAAGCAUUUGGAUACGACGAAUAAUCUGCAAAGUCAAUCAACAACAAAUGUUACUUUUCAAAACCAAUUUCGCAACACUGGCAAUUUCAGCUCUUCUAAUAUUUUGCAGGAGCAAAUGGGUCAUCUGUAUAGCAAUGAAGGUGGCAAUGAAAUUGUGCCCGAGUAUAAUAAUUCCACUGUACUGGAAUGUCAAACGAGAUCAAAAAAUGAAAGAAUUGGCGUUGUUCCGAGGUGA
This is a messenger RNA of Lodderomyces oxycetoniae, 354 nucleotides long. RefSeq lists its product as uncharacterized. The coding region runs from base 1 to 354 and encodes 117 amino acids. The transcript has a single exon. Gene Ontology annotation, cellular component: anaphase-promoting complex. NCBI's taxonomy places the organism in Eukaryota, Fungi, Ascomycota, Pichiomycetes, Serinales, Debaryomycetaceae. Gene Ontology annotation, biological process: anaphase-promoting complex-dependent catabolic process. The record is from RefSeq and is a predicted model, not a curated record.